AUGGGAUUUGGCAGGCUCUUAUUUGCGAUUCUCGCCGGUGUUUUUUUCUCUGAGAAAAGACGUACCAAUCGAGUAGACAGUCGUGUGCCGGAAAGGAAUCGGAAUCGGAAGGUGCGGGUUAAUGGUGAUUUGAGAAGAAGAAGCAGCAGCAGCAGCUCGCAYCCCAAUUUGAGGCAGAAACCAUUACGGGAAAACGGUGAUAAUAACCAUUCRCGGMAGAUAGAAGGGGAAAAGAAGAACAUCCACCGAUCGGAACCAGUCUCCGGUGAUAUCCGCCACCGUUCACGGCGGGAUGACGCAAGGAAAGUGUAUUCUCGAGUAGAGGGAAAUAUUGAAGUCGUCCGAAAUGUCCGGGAGAUUAUGGUAGAACGUCAUUCGCCGAUACGAGUGCGUCCUCCUCCACCACCACCAGCUCGAGCUCCGGAUCCACCAGUUUCCUGCGAGUCAAGAAGGCAGAGAACCUCCAGAAAUGUAGGGCUGGAUCAAACCGUCCAAGUUACAACCCAAAUUAAUAGGCUACAGGAAGGUUCCCACAUUCCUCCGCCGGCGAAUCGGGAAGCAAGAGAGGCUAAGAAGGAAAUUGCGCCGACGAUAGAUUCAUUGAAUGAUCAGAGGAAGAGAAACAGAACGGACAGACAGAAACCGAGAGAUAUACAGAAGACGCCACCACCGCAAUCCACCGUUCAACCAUCAACUCUACCGUCGCAAACGAAAUCAGAACAUCUCCGCCGACGUCCGGCGAGCACACACAAACCGCCUCUACCAAAAAAAGAAAGCAAUUACCAUGACCGUGACGAUUUCCUUUCCAGCAGCUCACAGUCGUCGUCGAUUCCAUUCCCACCCCCUCCACCGCCGUUCAGGUUGCCGGCAAGGAAAUUCGAACUCCGUGGGCAUUAUGUUAAGCUACGAAGCGUCUGUAGUUCCGAUUUUAGUUCACCAGAUCGUGAUAAUCUCCGGUCAACUAUAAUCGACGGUGGAGAUUCAUUUGGGCCCAGCCCAAUAUCUUCCCGUGGCUCAGAUGUGAACGCCAAGGCUGAUCGUUUUAUAUCCAGGAUUAAAGAGAAAUGGAGAACCGAGAAGAAGGAAAGAAAGAAAGUGGGCCCAAGCUUAUAAAAAAGCCCAAAAUAAAAAUAUUUAAAAUUCCAUUUUUACCCUCAACAAGAAUACCAAGUAAAGUUUAAAAGAUAAUAUAAGCUGAAAUACGUAAGAAAACAUGUUACCCACAAAAAAACAACACAUGAUUUUACCAUUUUGCCCUUGUUUUACAGU
Messenger RNA from Cynara cardunculus var. scolymus (artichoke), 1269 nucleotides. RefSeq lists its product as uncharacterized. The transcript has 2 exons. The record is from RefSeq and is a predicted model, not a curated record. Lineage: Eukaryota; Viridiplantae; Streptophyta; Magnoliopsida; Asterales; Asteraceae. The coding region runs from base 1 to 1113 and encodes 370 amino acids.